CGGGCUGAAACUGGGUGGUUAGUGCAAAACUUAUUUUCGGUCCCGGUACACGUGCGCCAGAUCGUUCUCAGUUGGAAGCCACCAGAGCAGAAUUUUGCACCAUCAUGUCUCGAAGUCAAAUUUUUUGGACUUGUUCCAACACGUAGUGGUCUAUUGCGAGGAAGCAGCUUCAAGGCUAAGGAAGCGCGUCAACAGAAAUCUGGAUCCAACUCCAAGUUGCGGUAGCAACUCCAAGAAGUUUUUUUUUUUUUGUAGUAAGUACAUGCAGGUCGAGCUUUUGCUUUUCAGGAAAAGAAAGAAUACGAAAUGCUUUAGCCAGCUCUAAAUAUCAGCACGCAAGAAAUUUUAGGGUAAGUUGCAACAGAAAUAGAUACAGAAUGACAAGGACCACGAGAUUGUGAUUGAUAAUAAAGACAAACUAGGCACUAGAAAGACAUAUAAUUAAAGCGUCGCAGUCGCAGAGUAGCGUUCUUGCGCACAUCGAAUAAAAUGCAUCAUUUCAACAUCACCCACAUCGACAUCCAUAUCUAGCAUCUGCAUAUCGACUACAAAAAAUAGAAAAAUGUAAAUAAAAAUGUGUUGUAACAGGGUCUUGAAAUGAUCAUUAUCUGAGCAGGACCGGAGCUCACGCCUUCACCACUGCAUGUACAACUUUGCGCAUGACCAACGAAUCAUGGAUCUCUGAGAAUAAUGAAGAAAAGGAAAACAAAGGCACAUCAAAAGGA
Messenger RNA from Amoebophrya sp. A120, 725 nucleotides. The record is from the annotation of a GenBank genome assembly. NCBI's taxonomy places the organism in Eukaryota, Dinophyceae, Syndiniales, Amoebophryaceae.